This is a messenger RNA of Aureobasidium melanogenum CBS 110374, 2082 nucleotides long. Its product is annotated as kinase-like protein. The coding region runs from base 1 to 2082 and encodes 693 amino acids. Gene Ontology annotation, biological process: protein phosphorylation. Lineage: Eukaryota; Fungi; Ascomycota; Dothideomycetes; Dothideales; Saccotheciaceae. The transcript has 2 exons. Gene Ontology annotation, molecular function: protein kinase activity; ATP binding. The record is from RefSeq and is a predicted model, not a curated record.
AUGUCGUCGUUCUUCAGGUCAGCAGCAGACAUCAGCUCUUCUCGUGAAGAAAGCACCUCAGACGACACGAGCGACGAGUCAGACAGCAAUGAUCAACAAAUCACAAGGGUGCGCACAUUGGGCUCAAGUAUCGCGGCCGAGGAACAGUCAGGACCUGGUGCGACACAGGCACUUGCAGAAGGUUCUCGGAACACCAGCUACCACCGUGACAUUCUACUACACGCUCUACUGGAGGAACGCUGUUAUAAUGAGGCAUUCGAUGACCUGAGAGCGGCCGGAAUUACCAGCAAAGAUCACCCACAAGUUCAGACACUGGCGAAAGAGAAGUACUCUCGACUUUCACGACAACUCGGCAGAUAUGGUCUGGAAACCGGCGAUUUGGAUUCUGAUCAAUUCGGACCUCUUCGCCAAAAUUAUCGAGAUGGUAUAUCUUUGAUUACGCGAAAGUCCGUCGACCUCCAAACACCGAUUGAAGAUGUUUUGGCACAGUCUCAAAGCAAUGACUUGCCUGGACCUUUGCUUCGUUUGAUGGGGGGAGACCAGUCAGCAACCAUCGACAUGAGUCGACGAUUUAGUGAUCUUGCAAUCGCUGGUUCAGAUUUGCAUGCUCAACCCAAACUCCUUGGCAAUGGCAUACUUCCUGGACACCCUUUACUCAACUCAACACGAUAUACCCGAGACUUUGAAGAGUUUGGCAUUCUCGGUAAAGGUGGUUAUGGCACCGUGUUUCGAUGCAAACACAACCUGGACGGCAGACACUACGCAAUCAAGAAGAUUCCAUUAGGACCAACUCGCAUGCGCAAGAUCCAAGAAAAUGGGCAGGCCGAGCUCGAUCACAUUCUCGUCGAAGUACGGACCUUGGCACGGUUGGAGCAUCCGAAUAUUGUUCGGUACCACAGUGGCUGGAUUGAGUGGGCACCUCUGAUAUCCAACAAGCAAGCGCUUGAAUUCAAUGGCCAUAAGCUGCUCGAAGCACCGAAAGAAUCAGAGGAAGAUGAUGUUUCGGAGAGCUUCGAUCAUAACAUACCAGCGAUCGACGUUGAAUUUGGCUAUGAUGAUGACGACGACGAAAAUCCUUUCGAAAUGUCAGGUAGUCGAGAUCAACGUUUCGCGACACGAGAAGAAGAAGAAGACAUCAUAUUCGAGGAUUCCAGAAGAUCAGGAAAAACUACAUCCGACACUCAAUCUUUACAACCAGGCUCAUAUUCAGAAGGCACACCUCUUCAAAAGAUACCGAGUCGCGGCACAGUCGCAAGUGUAAGCGACGAAAGCGAAAUCGAACUGAUCACACGCAAGGACGAGCCAUCGGAAAGCAGCUACGACGCGUCAUCAUUCAGUACUAACCAACAGCAUCACGCCUCUUCCUCACCUUCUCUAGCACUCCACAUUCAAAUGUCUCUAUACACUAUGACACUUUCCGACUUCCUCGCUCCAAUGACAUAUCCAAUCACGACUGAAAACAUCGCUUCACUUCGCCACUGCUUCCACGCGCAUUCAUCGCUGGAAAUUCUCUCCUCUAUCAUCGAAGGCGUCGAAUACCUGCAUUCAGAAGGCAUAGUCCACCGUGACCUCAAGCCUGGCAAUAUCUUCCUCGCUGUGCGCGAAGGCUCAAAACCGCCUCCUGGUGCUCUAUCGUUGCACAAUUGUCCCUCCUGCAUCGGCCACGACGUCUCGCGCCCUUAUAAUGUCAGCAUCUGCAUUGGCGACUUCGGACUUGUUUCUGCUAUCGCCAGACCAGAAGACACACCUCCCAUGACAGGUGCUUCGUGCAAGGCUGUGGGUACAGAGAUCUAUCGUCCUUACAACGUGACUCGUGGCAAUCAUCCCAGCCUGGAUGUUUAUGCCCUAGGAAUCAUCGCCUUUGAAUUACUCCAUCCUUUUGGCACUAGGAUGGAAAGGCAUGAGAUGUUGUACCAGCUCAAGAAUGGGAAUGUUCGCGAUGACAUGGAUACAAAGGUCCAAUGCAAAGGAAUGGCUAAAUGGAUUAUGAGCAUGGUUGAGGCAAACGAGAGGCAGUGUCCUACUUGGGAAGAGUUGAGAGGCAAUCUAUCCGGUCUACUUAAGCAGUGCAAGGCAUCCUGA